AUGAAGGCUAUCAACUCGCUUGCAUCCAGCUCCAUCUACCUGAUGAACAGCAUGGUUAUCGAUUAUGCCACCAUCUCGAAGGGUAACACUCCUUCCAUUGCAAGGGCAUUCGUCAUCAUCUCUGACAACGACAAACGCGAGUUCUUCACCAAGUCCAUGUCUGAGAUCAUGCAGUCGCCCUUAUUCAGCUGCAAAGCUUUCUUCCUGUUCGUUCUGACCGAACAGCUGCACGGUUUCCCCGGCAACGCCGAAGAGAUCUUAAGACGGUGUUGGACGAGAUAUGAAGCGUUGCACUGCGUUCUUCUCUCCAGCCACGGGCGUGGUGCUGAAACGAGUUCAGACGUGCAGGCGCUGAGCUUCAACCCGUUCGAACCGAAUGGGUCGUUCACACAGACAUCUAUGAGAACUUCACAGGAAGUCGGAGGUCUUUUCAGCGAGGUCUUACCAGACGUGAACGGCUACCCGCUGGUGGUUUCUUUCCCAAACUUCCCUCCGUUCGUGAGCAGGCACGCAUCGAUAGACGGACACAACGAGUUCAGCGGCAUGUUCUACAAUUACAUCAACAUCUUCUUCGAGAAGUACAACUUCACGUUCACGGAGCGCUCGGGCGGGAAGCCGGAGGACGCGGGUCGCUGGUGCACUCCGGAGUCGUACGGGAGGGAGUUCGACGUGUUCGGGUUUCCGGACGUGAUGUCGUCGCCGCAGCAGCUGAGGUGCUCCGCGUACCCCAUGCUGAUCUGUCCCUUCGCGGUGAUAGUCCCCGCCGCCGAGGAGUUGCCCCGGUGGAUGAACUUCGCUCUGCCGUUCACCUGGGGCACCUGGGCGGCGUACCUGGGGUUCCUGUCGUCGACGGUCGCCGUCUGCAAGCUGGUCCAGUGGUCGUGUCCCUCGCCAGCCCGGCAGCUCGACGGCUUGGAGAUGUUUCGGGCGAUGCAGGUGGGAAACAUCCUGCACGUCCCGAAGACCAACUCCCUCAGAAUCUUCCUGCUGUCCGUCAUCCUCUUCAGCAUCAUAUUCAACAACGCCUACACGGGUUCCUUCCACUCCCACAUGAUGCUGCCCGAGUACUCCGAAGACAUAGACACCGUGGAGGAGCUCACGUCCCGGGCCGUCAUGAUCGGCGUGCCGCUGAGCUUCGAGGACGGCGUGCAGUUCAACUUCGGCCUGCUGGACGACGCCAUCGCCGACGACGACCCCUUCAUGAUGAGGCUGGUGGAGCUGUUCGUGCCGGUGGACAGCACCCGAGCAGCCCUCGGCUGGGCCAAGACCUGGAGGAACGCGAGCGUGGCCAGCGCGCGGACGUACGCCGAGUACCUGGUGAGCCUGGAGGAGAACCUCAACAACCGGCAGCUCCUCCACAUCAUGGACGAGUACAUCACGAUGAUCAUCGUCUACGUGAAGACCCGGCUGGACUUCCCAUUCGUCGACCAGCUCAGCUCCACCCUCCAGCUCAUUCAGCAGAUCGGCGUGGGGGUCAAGAACUACCGCGAGCUCAUAUCCACUUUCGGGAAACACGGCAAAAAACUGAGCUUGGGAGAGAACGACACGCCCCUCUCCUUGAAACAUCUGCAGUAUUUCUUUAAGAUUCUAUUGGCUGGCGCAGCUGUAAGCACGUCCGUGUUCCUGACCGAAAAUUUUGUAUCUUGGCAGCAGAAGCGCUUUCUUAGAACGAGAAAUCUCCCAGUAAUUUCAGUUAAAAAUCAUCUGCAAGUGAAAUAG
Bacillus rossius redtenbacheri is the source of this 1719-nucleotide messenger RNA. RefSeq lists its product as uncharacterized. The transcript has a single exon. The coding region runs from base 1 to 1719 and encodes 572 amino acids. NCBI's taxonomy places the organism in Eukaryota, Metazoa, Arthropoda, Insecta, Phasmatodea, Bacillidae. The record is from RefSeq and is a predicted model, not a curated record.